Molecule: messenger RNA, 1080 nt
Organism: Astrephomene gubernaculifera
Lineage: Eukaryota; Viridiplantae; Chlorophyta; Chlorophyceae; Chlamydomonadales; Astrephomenaceae
Source: the annotation of a GenBank genome assembly
UCUACAUCGUAGUAACUGAUCAAAUCGGUGGAUGUCAUCGCAGUCCCGUUCAGACCCUUGCACGACAACCUCGGCUUAUUUUCUUGGCUAACACCAUCGGUUACAUUUAGCGUGUGCUUAGUACUUCGAAAGACAACAACGAUAGAAAUGGAAGGUGCCGGGCAGGGUUCUGCGCCAACUCGCCAGCCCAACAGGGUUCAGGUUAGCACCAACAAGAAGCCACUUCAGUUCUACCUGAACCUCAGCCGGAGAAUAAUGGCCGAGCACGGGGAGGUCGAACUAUCCGCUCUUGGGUUGGCGGUUUCCAACAUGGUAACCGUCGUCGAGAUCCUUAAGAAGGAGGGCUGGGCUGUUGAGAAGAGCUUGCGCACAAGCCUGGAGACGCUCGAGGGCGAGGGCGACCAGCGCAGCAUGAGCAAGCCCAAGAUGGAGGUCGUGCUCUCCAAGUCCGCAGAUUUCGACCGCCUCUUUGCUGAGCACCCGCCACCUCCCCGGGGACAGAGGCCCGCGGCUGAGGCCGUGGCCGCGUAAUCGGUGCCCUGACUGCUCAGACCAGGCCAUGCAUGAAUGCAGUAUACCCGCUUGUACGGCAGAAUGCCGUACCGGUAUAGUCCAUAUCCAUUCCGUACGGCUUUGCUAAGCUGCUCGCGCCAAUGCGUGGCAGUUCGGUUUGCAGUUAGGUUUGCAAGGGGACGAGGGCAGCGGGAUGAAAGCCUCUCCGUGGGACGCACACGAUGGCUUGUUAGGUUGGUUUGCGUGCUGGCCUUGUAUGCACCUCUCGCGCGGUGGAAGGUCUGUACGGCGAACGGGUGGUGUACGGCGCGCGGGGUUGGGCUUCGUGCCACGACAUCGUCGUAAGAGAUUGAGGCAUACUUUCAGGGCUCCUGUGCGUGCUUGAUGCUUGCUUGUUCCGGUAGCAACGGUGGGGCGGGAUUGCCGAGAGGGCUGCUGCCGCAAUAGCAGUAAGUUGCACAUGCUUGCAAGCAUUCUUGCGGGAAUCGUACAAGUACGGCAUGUAUGUGGCAGACGUAAAAAGCAAAAGGAUUUCAUUUGUUAGGAAAACUGGCUGCGAGGAGGAAC